Messenger RNA from Soboliphyme baturini, 1797 nucleotides. Lineage: Eukaryota; Metazoa; Nematoda; Enoplea; Dioctophymatida; Soboliphymatidae. The record is from the annotation of a GenBank genome assembly.
AUGUCGUCCAAAUCGGUUCGGCGUUCUACGCACAUUUCGUUUACGACCACGAAAGGUGGCGAGACAGAGACGACUAGCAGCAGCAAGGACGUGACCGCUGACUCGGGAUCGGUUGAGGACAGCGGUUUCGCCCAGCCUGCUUCCCCCCUCAGCCCUACGUGUUUUACACGGCAGCAGGAGAAGCAGCAGCUGCAGCACCUGAAUGACCGUCUGGCUCAGUACAUCGAGCGCGUCCGCCAGCUUGAGACAGAAAACCAGCGUCUCUCGUUGAGCAUCCGCAACACCGAAGAGAUCGUCACUCGCGAACGUAACAACAUUAAGUCAGCGUUCGAGGCAGAACUGUCGGAUGCUCGUCGUCUCCUGGACGAAACCGCCAAGGACAAGGCUAAACUACAAAUAGACGCCGGAAAAUUCAAGGCAUUGGUCGAAGAAUUGCAGGCGAGAAAUGCUCGACUAGAGAGAGAAUUAAGGGAAAGCGAGACUCGACGCCUCUUCAUAGAAAGCCAAGUUCAAGAUCUGCAGGGCAGGCUUAAUACCGCUGAUUCUCAAAAAAAGCACUGGGAAGGAGAAGCUCGAAAGCUAAAAGGGGACAAUGACAAUCUGCGAAAGCAAUUGGAAAGUGCCCAAAAACAGCUGGAAGAAGAAACUUUGCUUCGAGUUGAUGCAGAGAACAGAAUGCAGUCGUUGCGUGAAGAACUCGCGUUUAACAAACAGCUGUACGAACAAGAACUUGAGGAAACGCGGAAGAAACGUCAGGUGGAGAUUACAGAGCUGAAUCAAGAAUUGGAAGACGAAUACAAGCAGAAGCUGCAAGACGCACUUAACGAAAUGCGCGAGCAACUUGAUUCACAAAUACGCAUUAAUCGCAAAGAGAUAGCGGACAUGUACGAAAGCAAGAUGCAAGAUAUGCGUGACAUGGCUGACAGCAAUAGAGACACAGCUGCUACUGCCAGGGACGAAGUAAAGAGGAUCCGAAGCCAACUGACAGCCGUGGAAACUGAUCGAUCUCAAUACGAAACGAAGAUCAAUAGCAUGGACAAGAAGAUAAAACAGUUGGAGUCACAACUGAGAGAUCAACAAGAAGAUUUUUACAACCGAAUGGCCAGCAGGGAAGAAGAGAUCAGCCGCCUACAGGCGGAGAUUGCACAGAUGAUGCAGGAAUAUCAAGACCUCAUGGAUAUGAAGAUUCAAUUGGACGUAGAAAUAGAGGCAUAUCGUCGUCUGAUUGAAGGCGAAGAGGCUAGACUGAAUCUUUCGCCUACUCCUCCACCAGGCGGCCAAAGCGCUCAGCGCUCUGAAAGACGUGGCAUCAAAAGGCGUCGCAUUUACCAUGAACGCGAGACCGAGAUGUUUCAGUCAUACGUGACUAAUUCUGAUUGCCAGGGAGACGUAGAAGUUUAUGAUCAUGAUAUCGAAGGAAUGUACGUGAAAUUGUUAAACAAACUUGACAAGGAUAUCCCCAUUGGUGGAUGGGUGAUCAAACGUACUGCCGGUGGAAACGAAGUUACUUACAAAUUUCAUUCCAAAUUAGUGAUGAAGCCGCAGAAGCAAGUGACGGUUUGGAGCUCGAAUGCGAAUGUUACUCACAACCCUCCAGGUGACUUACUGAUGAAAAAUCAACAGUGGCCCGUGGGCGAUACGAUUCGUACGGUGUUAAUCAACGCUGAUGAUAAGGAAAUAGCUUGGCGAGAAUCGGUGAGAAAUACUAGUUCCAAACGUAUGAGUUUUCGUUCAGCGGAUCCGGCAGACUAUGGCAUUGAAAUUGCGGAUGGCGACCAGCGUUGCAGCGUUAUGUGA